Molecule: messenger RNA, 581 nt
Organism: Setaria italica (foxtail millet)
Lineage: Eukaryota; Viridiplantae; Streptophyta; Magnoliopsida; Poales; Poaceae
Product: N-acetyltransferase 9-like protein
Exons: 7
Coding region: 1-474 (157 amino acids)
Biological process (GO): protein acetylation
Molecular function (GO): N-acetyltransferase activity
Source: RefSeq, a predicted model, not a curated record
AUGACCGACUUGUUUGAUGCUCCACCUCUGACUCAGACGCAAGGACAGUCAAGCCAGGCACCUGCAGCUCCAGCCCGGAGGCCCCGCCGGCAUCGUUCCCAGGACUACACCGACAUUGGCAGCGCCAAUUUUAAGGCAGCAUUGGUCGUGGUGGGGAUGCAACCUGCACGUGAUGGACAAGCAACAGAUGAUAUGCAGCUGGCGGAGAUAGAGAUUAUGAUAGCUGAACAUAAGAGCCGUGGGAAGGGAAUUGGUCAAGAAGCAAUCUUACUGAUGAUGGCAUUUGCAGUAGAGAAAUAUGGAAUUCACACAUUCAGAGCAAAAAUUAGUGAAUCAAAUACGGCAUCCCUUAAGCUCUUCAGAAAGUUGGGCUUCAAGGAUGCUUCAUACAGUGUGGUGUUUAAAGAGGUGACUCUGGAGGCACCUGCUGAUGCACUCCCGUUGAGAUUUCCUCUAACCAUAGGAGAUUGGUGACAACUGAUGUGGCCCGAGCUAGUGUCAUCUAAUUAUCGAGCAUCUCUGAUUGGUUUUCAUGGAGCGAGGGCAGAAGCUAACUCCGUGCGGCCCGCACGGCACCACAA